This is a messenger RNA of Elgaria multicarinata webbii, 784 nucleotides long. It is a transcript of the gene SMIM11, whose product is annotated as small integral membrane protein 11. NCBI's taxonomy places the organism in Eukaryota, Metazoa, Chordata, Lepidosauria, Squamata, Anguidae. The record is from RefSeq and is a predicted model, not a curated record. The coding region runs from base 276 to 464 and encodes 62 amino acids. The transcript has 3 exons.
AAAUAGUUCAAUCCCUGUGAGGGCUUUCUUGAAUGUUCUGUAUCUCUCUUCAGGAGCAGGUCCCUGUGAACGUCUUAUGCGUGUUCAACUUACGUGGAUAUAAUGUCCAAAGCUUGUAAAGAGAUUGAUUGGAUAUUUUGCUCAGGUGAUUCUGCCCCUAGCAGUUUCCUAUAUAUCUGAGGCACAUACAGUUAGUCUGAAUAUAUAUUUACAGGUGGCAUUUUUACCCUACGGAUUUCUUUAAAAACCAGCCUUGACAUCAUCGCAGAACGAAAAUGUUGCUCUUGAACUGGAAGGCGUUGGAAAACUUUCCACUGCUAAUGUAUAUUUUAGCAGCUAAAACAUUAAUUCUUUGCUUAGCAUUUGCUGGGGUAAAAGUGUACCAGAAGAAAAGGCUUGAAGAAAAAAUGAAAAAGGAACAGGAGGAGAAACAGAAAAUAAAAGAUGAGAAGAAGGAAAACUAAGGGCUCUUAAUAGAUUGUCAGCUAUUUGGCAGCUCACUCGGCUUCCUUUCCUGGGAGAACUGAAGACUUCACUGAACACUCACAGAGAAAUGAAUUCCCCAAGUGCAACAAUUACUUAAAGAAUGUGGUGAAUGCUUUUGGGUUGUUGUUUUUCUAUAUGUUGUAAGAAUAUUUUUGUCACCUAUUUAUACAGUAAAAACUUCCUUUGUAAAACUGAUGUCUCAUUGGAAAUUUGACAUGUAAAGUUGCUGUGAUAAAAGAGGCUGUCUAAAAUUUUCUUAUGAGGUAGCAUCUCAUAAUUAAAUGGAUCAUCUAUUUCC